This is a messenger RNA of Monoraphidium neglectum, 207 nucleotides long. RefSeq lists its product as hypothetical. Bases 1 to 207 code for a protein of 68 amino acids. The transcript has a single exon. Lineage: Eukaryota; Viridiplantae; Chlorophyta; Chlorophyceae; Sphaeropleales; Selenastraceae. The record is from RefSeq and is a predicted model, not a curated record.
AUGCUGCUGCUGCUGCUGCUGCUGCUGCUGCUGCUGCUGCUGCUGCUGCUGCUGCUGCUGCUGCUGCUGCUGCUGCUGCUGCUGCUGCUGCUGCUGCUGCUGCUGCUGCUGCUGCUGCUGCUGCUGCUCAUGCCGCCACUGAGGGCCCCCGCGCGGCUGUCCGUGCAGAGCGCUGCUUUGAUUGUCCUGAUAACUCGCGUCGCUUGA